Molecule: messenger RNA, 3342 nt
Organism: Nothoprocta perdicaria
Lineage: Eukaryota; Metazoa; Chordata; Aves; Tinamiformes; Tinamidae
Gene: FLVCR1
Product: feline leukemia virus subgroup C cellular receptor 1
Exons: 10
Coding region: 113-1321 (402 amino acids)
Biological process (GO): mitochondrial transport; erythrocyte differentiation; transmembrane transport
Cellular component (GO): membrane; mitochondrion
Molecular function (GO): heme transmembrane transporter activity; heme binding
Source: RefSeq, a predicted model, not a curated record
GUUCAGCGGCUACUCGCUGGUGAACGCCUUCCAGUGGAUCCAGUACAGCAUCCUGAGCAGCGCCUUCGCGCGCUUCUACGGCGCCUCCUUCGCCGACAUCGACUGGCUCUCCAUGGUCUACAUGGUGGCCUACGUGCCGCUCAUCCUGCCCGCCACGUGGCUGCUGGACGCGCGCGGGCUGCGCCUCACGGCGCUGCUGGGCGCCGGCCUCAACGCGCUGGGCGCGUGGCUCAAGUGCGCCAGCGUGGCGCCGGGCCGCUACGCGCUCACCAUGGCGGCGCAGGCCGUGUGCGCCCUCGCGCAGGUCUUCAUCCUGGGGCUGCCCUCGCGCGUCGCCGCCGUCUGGUUCGGGCCCGCCGAGGUGUCCACGGCCUGCGCCGUGGCCGUGCUCGGCAACCAGCUUGGCACCGCAAUUGGCUUUUUGUUGCCACCUGUCUUGGUUCCAAAUACACCUAAUGAUCUCGAUCUAAUGGCACAUAAUAUAAGCAUCAUGUUCUAUGGAACAGCAAUAGUAUCCACGCUCCUGUUCCUCUUAACAGGAGUUGUGUUUGAAGAAAAGCCCAAAUACCCUCCUAGUCAUUCCCAGGCAGUCCUUCGAACCCUGCCUCCUGAGGAGUACUCCUACAAGCAGUCGAUUAUUAACUUAUUCAGAAAUAUUCCAUUUGUCCUUUUGCUGAUUAGUUAUGGUAUUAUGACUGGGGCAUUUUAUUCUGUCUCGACUUUAUUAAAUCAGAUGAUAGUAACACAUUAUGAGGGAGAAGAAGUGAACGCUGGGAGAAUUGGCUUGACACUGGUGGUGGCAGGAAUGGUGGGUUCGAUUAUUUGUGGUUUGUGGCUGGAUUACACUAAAACAUACAAGCAAACCACUUUAAUUGUUUACGUUCUCUCUUUCAUUGGAAUGGUGGUGUUUACUUUCACGCUGGAUCUGGGAUACCUGAUAGUGGURUUUGUGACUGGAGGAGUGCUUGGGUUUUUCAUGACUGGCUAUCUCCCCCUCGGCUUUGAAUUUGCUGUGGAAAUUACGUACCCUGAGUCUGAAGGCACCUCGUCAGGGCUCCUCAACGCGUCAGCACAGAUAUUUGGAAUUAUCUUUACCCUUGUUCAAGGAAAGCUCACAACAAACUACAGUCCCCGUGCAGGAAACCUCUUCCUCUGUGCUUGGAUGUUUGUGGGCAUUAUCUUAACAGCCUUAAUAAAAUCAGAUUUGCGAAGACACAAUGUGAAUUCAGGGAUUACGAAUGUGGACGUUAAAGCUGUACCAGUUGACAGUCCUGUAGAACAUGAACCUUGUACUGCAUUAAAAGAUCAGUCUUCUUUGUGAGACUGAAAGAAGGUGACUUAAAAACGCACAAUUUUGGUCGAACACUGGACAAUACUAAUAAGUGUAAUCACUGGAUUUGUAUGUAUAUAAGUAUUAAAAAGUAUUUGGUAGAUACUGGUGAUAUUUGUGCAGUGGAAACUGUGAAGAUGUCUGGUUCAUUUUGCCCCAGAUGAACAAUUUACCUUUAUAUGGAAUGUUCAUCCAAGCMGUUUCCAAGUUCACUAGUAAAGUAGCUUCACUAGCACAGUACUGUGUGAAUGCUCACCUCUCCUGGGAAAAACAUACAUUCAGGAUGCACAUGGAAAAAUCUAGAAACCUGGAGUACAAUCCUAUCAGAAACACCUAUUUUUUAUUUCUUUUCCAAGAAAUCAAGAAUUAGUUAAUUAUUCAGGUUUUUCUUAGUGCAUUUGAAAGUCAGAGAGUAGGUAGCUGCACAACUGGAGGGUAUUAAUACUUCCGUGGUGGUUUUUUUUUAACUAUAUUUGGUGUAUACUAUCUGUUCAUUAUGAGAAACUUUGUCUAUAGCACAAUACUGAAAAUAAGAGAUGACUGCAAUCGUGAAUAUUUGAUACUGGCAUCUGAUAUUUCUUUUGCCUUGAAACUUCUUGAUAGAUACGAGAAGGCAUUUAAAAGAGGACACUUCCUUACAGGUUCAUCAUAACAUUUUGGGGGAAAUCUAAAAGAGUUUCCUGCUAGACAAACUGAAGAAGAGCUUCUUAUAAAAAGAAGGAGUCAGGCCUUUGAUAGCUCUGCUAUGAAGUGUUCAUAGGCAAGGGAAAGCUACCMUUCAGACUGCCUCUACGGAGUAUUUUGAGCUUUCUCAGUUUAAGUGAGAGGAGUACAUGUUUACAAAGAGAUGGUGCCUUUACUCUGUAAAGAUCCUUGCCUCAUCUUAGUUUAAUUAGUGCUGCUGAAGAAACUCCACAAAGUAUUGGUGGAGUAUCAGAAAAUGUGCUCGAUCACUCUURCAUUCAUUUUCCUCUGCAUUAUGAAUUGUAUUAUCUGUGUCUUGGGAAAUUUUUGUGAUCAUCGGGAAAUUUUUGUGCUCAUCAUGUAACUUAGAGGCGAACCAUGGCUKGUCUUUCACAGUUGGUCUAAACUGUAAAUAUGACUGAAAGAAACACUGUAAUGCUUUACUUCACCUGAUGAAAUAACUCCUUGUUAUACCAUGCCCCUUGGCCUCAAGCACCGUGGAUCUCCUUGAUGUUCGCCUUGUGUUGUGACAUAUGUCUGAAAUGAGCGUGUGGGUUUCUCCCAGCAGUGCUUUGAAAAUGCUCUGCUCUAUCUGCACAGACACAGGAUUGGUGGCAAUACAGGSGUGCUGAGGCCCCCUUAUUCUGAGAUGUCACACGUGAGUUUGCUGGCUUCCCGUGGAUGUUUCUCCACGGAAUAGAGGCGACAGUCCCGACAAAACUGGUGGUGUUGCCCUUUGGUAACCACGCGUGGCUUUUGCCUCUGGAGCAAUGGGAAUAAUGCAGUACCAAUUUACAUCCUCCUUCCUUAAUCACAGCUCCAGUAAAUCAGCUGCUGUGUUCCUGGCCCUGUGCAUUUCCACUCUUACAUGCCGUUAGCAAGAGCUUAGCUCUGCAGUUUUAGAAAAGUGUUUCCUGCAUCUCCCAUGGAAAGUGUAUUCAUUAUGCAUGCUGCAUCUCUAAAUGUUCAACUUCUAUGACCCCAUUCGAUGGUUUUUUUCUAGGAUCUAUGAUUUUUUUCCCUCCUGCUUAACCUUUCAUUUUUUGGUGUUGAGUUCCUUUCCCUGAUACUAGUUUCCACUUUCUUUGGAGUUUGUAAGAAGUUGACUCYUUCCUUCUGCUGUACAGAGCCCUUUUCAAUAACGAACUAUCCCUGCUGGCUCCUUGCGUUUAAUGUUUUGCCAAAUGACUUGAAAAAGAUGUAAACAAGGUUUUGGCAUUCUGGAAAGAGCCUGCUGGGCCCCUGAAAAGAAAAUAUUCUUAAGAAUGAAGCCUUAAUUACAUCCUGGAUUUAAUACCUCCCAAAAGGAGCUUGAAAGCUUGAAACCU